This is a messenger RNA of Homarus americanus (American lobster), 1949 nucleotides long. Its product is annotated as organic cation transporter protein-like. The record is from RefSeq and is a predicted model, not a curated record. The transcript is spliced from 12 exons. Gene Ontology annotation, cellular component: membrane. Bases 50 to 1729 code for a protein of 559 amino acids. NCBI's taxonomy places the organism in Eukaryota, Metazoa, Arthropoda, Malacostraca, Decapoda, Nephropidae. Gene Ontology annotation, biological process: transmembrane transport. Gene Ontology annotation, molecular function: transmembrane transporter activity.
GUUAUUAAUAAUACAUACAGGUUCUACAUUAACUCCAGAAGGAGCCAAAAUGACGCAGGAAGACUACAUCGAUGAAGCUAUCACAGGUGUUGGUUACGGGAGGUGGCAGUUCCCCUUCGUGUCCCUCACUCUGCUAGUUCACGCAGUCUUACCUGUUCAUAUUGUGGGCUCCAUCUUGCUCAGUGUACCCAUGGACUUCCGUUGCACACCAAUGAACACCUCAGGUGAAAUUCUCACACAUGACAGGAACCAGACGAUCAACGCUGUAACGUCUAACACCUUGAUGAUGCCAGUGACUGAACCCAUCUACGACAACAAGUGUGGAAGUCCGUCUCACAGCAGCCACGACCCGCCCUCACUACCUCGCUACGUCGGCCCUCCCUCCUGUCUUCAAGUAGAAUACGACACAUCUGUAUUUCCUGAAUCUAUAAUAUCUGAGUUUAACCUAAUCUGCGAGUGGGAGACGCUACGCCCGGUAUUCCAAAUGAUGUAUUCCUUAUCUGCGAUGGUGGGCAGUCUUCUGGGGGGGCUACUGAGCGACAGGUGCGGACGUAAACGAACCAUGCAGCUGUUCAGUGUGGUGAACCUGGUAGGUGUGGUGUUGAUGGCAACGUCUCCUUGGUACACAGGUGUUCUUCUGGCCAAACUUCUGGUAGGGGGUUCCUGCUCCCCAAUGCUGCACGUGUCCUUUGGCCUAGCACAGGAGGUAAUACCACGUCGGUUCCGUACACUAACUGGGAUGUUGAUAGGUACGUCGUACUCGGUGUCCACCGUCAUGUUCUCUGGUCUAGGUUACCUGGUGAGGCAGUGGCGACACCUGCUGCUAACCUCGUCUUCCUUCCUCCUGAUCAUCAUCCCACUGACAUGCAUAAUGCAAGAGUCGCCCCGCUGGCUGGUGCAGAGAGGACGAGGUGAAGAGGCGGUAAAUUUGUUAACCACAGCCGCUCAGUGUAACCACGCCGAACUCUCCCCUUCUGUCACCUCCGCCAUCAACAAACUGAAAGAGAUUGAGCCUUUAGUUCCUGCAGCCAAUGACCCAGGUAGGAGAGAGAUACAAACCCUGUGCGAGGGUCUUCAAGGGUGGUGGGAGUACCUCAAGUUUCCAGGGUUACGCACCAUCCUCCUCGUCACCCCACUCGUCUGGUUUCUCCAAGGCUUUGUUUAUCUCGGACUCAUCCUCAACGCCAACAACUUUACCAGUAACAACCCAUACGAAUACUUGGCUUUAUGGGGCGUGAUGGAGGCAAUAGCUAUCCUCUUGGCCACACCUUUCAAUAUUAUCUUGGGACGUCGGAUCCUAUGUACAUUGUGCCUCCAACUGGCCGGCCUUUUGCUCAUCGUCGACUUACUUGUCCCUACAGGGUUACAGUGGGCCAGGUGGUCAUUGAUGAUGGUUGCCAUAUUACUGGCGUCCGCAGCCUUCCAGGUGAACUUCAUGUAUGCUCCUGAGUUGUUCCCGACAGUGAUAAGAUCUCGAGGGUGCGGGUUGGUGAGCUCUGCGGCUAACAUAGGCUUCACGUUGUCGCCAAUCAUCACCGACUUACUGGCGCGACAAAGUUGGUGGGUAACGAGUGCGGCCUUCGGAGGGGCGGGAAUCUUGGCUGGGCUGUUGGUGCCGUUACUUCCCGAGACUAACAACACACCUCUUCCUGAAACCAUUGAAGACGUAGAGAAGAGACGGAAAACAAUGUCAAAACGAAAAAGAAGAAUGAGACAAGAAGAAAGUUAGAGAGAGACGACAAAAAUAAAAAGUCGUCGACCCUCGUUUAGAUAUUAACCAUGGCCCUGUUACCUGUAUCUCAAGAUGUGACUUAAUAGAAAUUAAUACCUGGUAGACUGGUGUUACGAGUUGGGGAUUUAGAAUAUAGUUAAAAGUCUACCCAGAUCCCAACAGGCAACAACAAUAAAAAAAACAAAGACAAUCGGACUAUAAAAGGGUAGACAGAGGA